CAUCGCUCCGUGCGCUGUGUUAUUCUGAGUGACAGUGUUCUGGAAAUCCCCCACCUAGUCGUUAGCUCCGCCCCGCUGCAGCAGAGGGCAUUAACAGCCUGCCGCACAACUCCGCCCGUAGACGACCAAGCGCUCCUCGUCCCGAAUAAACAAGCCCCCAUGGCCCUCCGCAGGACCAGUAUAUUAAACCAAAUGGACUACGGCCGCGAGUCGAAAGACGGGAAGCCGGCUCCGUCGACGGAGGAGCGGCUGGACAGCGGCCUGGACUCGCUGAAGGAGGAGGAGUACCAGGCUGUGGCGGCCGAGAUCCGCCUGCUGCAGCUGGAGUGCGAGCCGCCGCAGCACGGACAGGCUGCCCCGGGAGCCGGAGAGCCGCACGAAUGGAAAACGCAAAUCACGGAGGACGGAGACACGCUGCUCCACCUGGCCAUCAUCCACGAGGCCAAGGACUACAUCAGUACCAUGAUAGACCUGUCCAAGAACACAGACUUCCUCAACACACAGAAUGACCAGAGACAGACUCCUCUCCACUUAGCUGUAAUAACGAACCAGGCACUUGUUUGCCAGCGCCUGCUGGCGUCCGGCUGCGACCCCACGCUCGUGGACGACAGUGGGGACACACCUCUUCACAUCGCCUGUCGCCACGGCAACCUGCUGUGCUUCAGCGUCCUCGUGCAGAACUGUCCUCCGGAGCAUCUGUCCACGGUGAUGGCUGCCUGCAACUAUCACGGUCAGAACUGCCUCCACCUGGCCUCAGUCCAGGGUUUCUUGUCCCUGGUGGAGAACAUGGUGGAUCUCGGAGCUGACAUUAACUCAAAGGAGCAGCGGAACGGUCGCAGUGCGCUGCACCUGGCCGUGGACCAGCAGAAUCUUUCGCUGGUCAAACUGCUGCUGAAGAAAGGAGCGGACCCCAACCUCCUGACCUCCGGGGGCCACACUCCCUUCCACCUCACCUACGGCCGCAAUGACAACGACAUUCGGAAAGAGCUCUACUCGCUGACCGACCCCGCCUUGCGGGACCUCCCCGACAGCGAGUCGGACAACAGCGAGGAAGAGGAGGACGAGUCCGACGAGGAGGUGGGUUACGACGACAUACAGUGGAACGGGCAUUAGCAGCGAUGGGGGUGGCGGUUACAGAGGCAGGAGGAUGCGAUGAUGACAUGGGCCCGACAGCGUUGGAGGUGGGAAGCGGCGCGUUGACAGCUGAUGGACGAGUCGGCCCCGGGCCGCAGGAGGACAAACACGGCGAGCUGUGACAAGUUUUGCUCUACAAUGAAGAGACGAUGGAUCAUAUUCUGUGGAAAACGCAAAUCAUACGUCACAGAAACCUGAAGAGAAGAACAUCAUCCAUCCACACAGAUGUACCUGCAACACCUCUGUUGUAUGAUAUUGUAAAUGCUGUGUAUACAAAGAUGUAUUUUUUAUGGAAGCUGUGAAUGUGUACAUUCAAGCAGGUUGUACAUGUCCAGCACACACCAGUUAAAUUAAAGACACUCAUAUUUAACAGAUAAA
Pungitius pungitius (ninespine stickleback) is the source of this 1512-nucleotide messenger RNA. It is a transcript of the gene nfkbiab, whose product is annotated as nuclear factor of kappa light polypeptide gene enhancer in B-cells inhibitor, alpha b. The coding region runs from base 160 to 1113 and encodes 317 amino acids. The transcript is spliced from 6 exons. Gene Ontology annotation, molecular function: NF-kappaB binding. The record is from RefSeq and is a predicted model, not a curated record. NCBI's taxonomy places the organism in Eukaryota, Metazoa, Chordata, Actinopteri, Perciformes, Gasterosteidae. Gene Ontology annotation, biological process: cellular response to tumor necrosis factor; toll-like receptor 4 signaling pathway. Gene Ontology annotation, cellular component: cytosol.